Molecule: messenger RNA, 2393 nt
Organism: Olea europaea var. sylvestris
Lineage: Eukaryota; Viridiplantae; Streptophyta; Magnoliopsida; Lamiales; Oleaceae
Product: DNA damage-binding protein 1-like
Exons: 11
Coding region: 1-2166 (721 amino acids)
Cellular component (GO): nucleus
Molecular function (GO): protein binding; nucleic acid binding
Source: RefSeq, a predicted model, not a curated record
AUGGACAUGCCUCAGUGCACUUUUGUUUUAUUACCAUUUUAUACAAUUCAGGUCACCAUCCAGCCAGAAGACUCCAAAAUUUGUUCCUGCUUUACUAUGAAAUCUUACUGUGUAGUUUCAGCUAAAAAAAAUGUUUCUGCAGAAUUGCGCGUUAGAGUAGCGAAAUAUUACCAUCUAAAAUUUGAGUUGUGCAUGAAUCCCAUUGUGAUUGCCAAACUACCUGUGAACUGUGUUUUUAUUGAUAACUUUUUAAAAUGUGCUUUAAUCCAGUGUGCUGUCCUCAAGAUGAUGUUGAAGAUUGUGUUGCAAAAGUUACCAUCAAUUGAAAUAGCGCAGGCAUAUGUUUUACAUGUCAAUGCUGGGAAACUUUGGGGGACUUCUGAUUCACUGAUUCAGGUUUUACUAGCUACUGGGGGUGGCUAUUUAGUUUAUUUAGAAAUUGGUGAUGGAGCGCUGACAGAAGUAAAACAUGCCCAGUUGGAGUAUGACAUCUCAUGCCUAGACAUAAAUUCAAUUGGUAAUAAUCCAAAAUACAGUCAACUUGCAGCAGUUGGAAUGUGGACAGAUAUUAGUGUCAGGAUAUUUUCUCUCCCUGACUUGAAUCUGAUCACGAAGGAACAUUUGGGAGGGGAGAUAAUUCCUCGUUCUGUACUUCUGUGUUCCUUUGAAGGGAUAUCUUAUUUGCUAUGUGCUCUUGGAGAUGGUCAUCUUCUAAACUUUGUGUUGAAUGUGAUUACUGGCGAGCUAACGGAUAGGAAAAAAGUCUCCCUUGGUACCCAGCCUAUAACACUUCGUACUUUCUCAUCUAAGAAUGCCACACAUGUUUUUGCUGCAUCCGAUAGACCAACUGUCAUCUACAGUAGCAACAAAAAGUUACUUUACAGCAAUGUAAAUCUAAAAGAAGUUAGUCACAUGUGCCCGUUCAACUCAGCUGCUUUUCCAGAUAGCCUUGCGAUUGCAAAAGAAGGUGAGUUGACUAUUGGCACCAUUGAUGACAUUCAGAAGCUUCAUAUUCGCUCUAUCCCACUUGGGGAGCAGGCACGCCGUAUAUGCCAUCAGGAGCAGACUCGGACUUUCGCAAUCUGUAGUUUAAAGUAUAAUCAAUCAAGCAUAGAAGAUUAUGAAAUGCACUUUAUCCGCCUGUUAGAUGACCAAACUUUUGAGUUCAUAUCCACUUACCCACUUGACCAAUUUGAGUGGGGUUGCUCCAUUCUUAGCUGCUCCUUCUCUGAUGACAGUAACGUGUACUAUUGUGUAGGGACUGCAUACGUAAUGCCUGAGGAGAAUGAACCCACCAAGGGCAGAAUACUGGUUUUUACAGUAGAAGAUAGAAAACUUCAACUAAUUGCAGAGAAAGAAACUAAGGGAGCUGUUUACUCUCUCAAUGCCUUCAAUGGGAAACUGCUUGCUGCUAUUAAUCAGGAGAUUCAAUUGUAUAAAUGGAUGCUUCGUGAGGAUGGCUCUCGUGAAUUGCAAUCGGAAUGUGGACAUCAUGGACAUAUUCUUGCACUUUAUGUGCAAACUAGAGGAGAUUUUAUUAUUGUGGGUGAUCUGAUGAAAUCAAUUUCUCUGUUAAUUUACAAGCACGAGGAGGGUGCCAUUGAGGAGCGAGCUCGUGAUUACAACGCAAAUUGGAUGACGGCCAUCGAGAUUCUAGAUGAUGACAUUUAUCUCGGUGCUGAAAAUGGUUUCAAUCUCUUUACUGUUCGGAAAAAUAGUGAAGGUGCCACUGACGAGGAACGUGGACGUCUCGAGGUGGUUGGAGAAUACCACCUCGGCGAAUUUGUUAAUCGAUUCCGACAUGGUUCUCUUGUAAUGCGAUUACCAGAUUCUGAUGUUGGCCAGAUCCCAACCGUCAUUUUUGGCACUGUCAACGGUGUUAUCGGGGUUAUUGCUUCUCUUCCUUAUGAGCAGUAUGCUUUCAUGGAGAAACUGCAAACGAAUCUAAGAAGAGUGAUAAAGGGCGUGGGAGGACUAGGCCAUGAGCAGUGGAGGUCUUUCUACAGCGAGAAGAAAACUUCUGAUGCUAAGAACUUUUUGGACGGCGAUUUGAUUGAGUCAUUCCUGGAUCUUGGCCGGAAUCGGAUGGAGGAGAUUUCUAAGGCAAUGUGUGUUUCAGUGGAGGAAUUAAUGAAGAGAGUAGAAGAGCUGACUAGGUUACAUUAACUCUGCUUCAUGAGCCUUCUAGUUGCCCCGUCCUGGGAUUUUCUGUUUGCAUGGCAGGCUGAACGCGUUUCUUUUGUAUCUAAUAUCUAUAGCAUGUUUUCUAAAAACAUUUUCUUUUCGUUUUCCCUUUCCGAGGAUGUUUGUUAUAUUACCGUCUAUAAGACAAAUAUCUUAAAUUUUUGUAAACAAUUUAUGCUCCGUUAAGUUUUGCUUGUGUUUACCAGAAA